Molecule: messenger RNA, 801 nt
Organism: Erigeron canadensis
Lineage: Eukaryota; Viridiplantae; Streptophyta; Magnoliopsida; Asterales; Asteraceae
Product: transcription factor MYB73-like
Exons: 1
Coding region: 1-753 (250 amino acids)
Biological process (GO): regulation of DNA-templated transcription
Cellular component (GO): nucleus
Molecular function (GO): RNA polymerase II cis-regulatory region sequence-specific DNA binding; DNA-binding transcription factor activity, RNA polymerase II-specific
Source: RefSeq, a predicted model, not a curated record
AUGGAGACAACAACAAAAACAAUGGCAACAACCAAUCUUGAAGAAAAUCAACAAGAAGAAGAAAAUGUAAACAACAACAACAACAAAAUAAAGGGAUCAUGGACACCACAAGAAGAUGCAGCCCUGAUUAAACUAGUGAAACAACAUGGUCCAAGAAACUGGUCUUUAAUCAGCACCAAAAUCUCUGGCCGGUCCGGCAAAUCAUGCCGGUUGCGUUGGUGCAACCAGCUGAGCCCUGAUGUGGAACACAAACCAUUUACACGUCAAGAAGAUGACGUCAUCGUACGUGCACAUGAGGUCCAUGGUAACAAAUGGUCAACCAUUUCUAAACUUCUUCCUGGUCGUACGGACAACGCUAUUAAAAACCAUUGGAAUUCUACUCUAAGGAGAAGAGGGGUGACUACUGGUGAGAAACGGUUGUUUUCUGAUGAUCAUGGGUCUAGUGAGUCGACUCGGUCCGAGUCGGCGGUGAAGAAACGGUGUUCGGGUACGUCGCCGGACCAGAGUAGUUGUGAUGGGCCUCCGACUGUUUUGACGCUUUUGCCACCCGGGGACGUUAAAGUAACGGAAAAAGAUGAUGGCGUUGGUGGUGACGAGAAGUCGACGGUGGAGAUUGAUGACACGUGUCUUGUUGCGAUGAUGAAACGUAUGAUAGCACAAGAGGUAAGGAGUUAUAUUGAUGAGUUACGGGCUAAAGAUGGUUUGGGCCUUGGGAGUGAAGAUGGUUCUAAGAGUUUGGCCCAAAACCCAUAAAUAGGUUUUGAAUUUAGUAUCAGAAAAAGGUUAGAAUGAUAAAUAUUU